Aphis gossypii (cotton aphid) is the source of this 767-nucleotide messenger RNA. It is a transcript of the gene Dhfr, whose product is annotated as dihydrofolate reductase. Gene Ontology annotation, cellular component: mitochondrion. Gene Ontology annotation, biological process: folic acid metabolic process; glycine biosynthetic process; dihydrofolate metabolic process. The record is from RefSeq and is a predicted model, not a curated record. Gene Ontology annotation, molecular function: NADP binding; dihydrofolate reductase activity. Bases 105 to 659 code for a protein of 184 amino acids. The transcript has a single exon. Lineage: Eukaryota; Metazoa; Arthropoda; Insecta; Hemiptera; Aphididae.
AAUCGUUAUUCUGAUUUCUGACUUCAUAUUAUCUCAAAAAUCAAAACUUAACUAUUUAUUGUUAUUUAAGUAUAUUAUAUAUACCUUUAAUUUUCUUUAUUGAUAUGAGUUCAAUGGAUAAUAUGGCUUACAGUGUCAUAGCUGCUGUAUCAAAAAAUGGAGGUAUUGGCUACAAGGGUGAUCUACCAUGGAGAAUUAAAAAGGAAAUGGAAUAUUUCAAUCGAAUGACUACUCAGGUGAAUCAAUCAGGCCUUCAAAAUGCAGUUAUUAUGGGUCGUUGUACUUGGCAAUCAAUUCCAGACAAGUAUAGGCCACUUAAAGGACGAAAAAAUGUUGUAAUCUCUAAAACUUUAAAUGUUGUACCAGAAGGUGUUUUACUGUAUCCAAAUCUUAAAGAAGCCAUAAAAUCAUUAUAUUUAAAUGAUCAUAUCGAAAAGCUUUGGGUAAUUGGUGGUUCAGGUUUGUACAAUGAAGCUAUUAAUGACAAAAAUUGCAAGAAAUUAUAUAUUACAAAAAUUGAUCAGGAAUACUUGUGUGAUACUUUCUUUCCUGAUUUUGAUCUUAAAGAAUUUGAAGAAAUAAAUGAAACUAAUGUACCUAAAGAAGUUCAAGAAGACAAUGGUAUUAAAUAUGAAUUUAAAGUUUUUAAGAGGUUGUAAUCUUUAAAAUAUGCUAUAUUGGUAUUGUUGUAUUCAUACAUCAGAUACGUAAACAAUAAUAGCACCUAUAUAAUUAUGAAAAUAUAAUUAUUUUAAUUAUUAAUAAAA